Messenger RNA from Salvelinus sp. IW2-2015, 1446 nucleotides. Lineage: Eukaryota; Metazoa; Chordata; Actinopteri; Salmoniformes; Salmonidae. The record is from RefSeq and is a predicted model, not a curated record.
AUGCCGUUCCCCUUCGGGAAGUCUCAGAAGAACCCUGCGGAGAUUGUGAAGAGUCUGAAGGAGAACGUAGCUUACUUGGAAAAGCUGGAUGCGGCAGAAAGCAAAAAAUGUGAAAAGGUUGCAGAGGAGGUGUCUAAGAACCUAUCAUCUCUGAAAGAGGUGCUGUGUGGUUCAGGGGACAAGGAGCCCCAAACYGAGGCUGUGGCCCAACUGGCCCAGGAGCUGUACAACACCAACCUCCUCAUUGCUCUCAUCGCAAACCUGCAGAGGAUUGAUUUUGAGGGAAAGAAGGAUGUGGUGCAUCUGUUCAGCAACAUUGUGCGGCGCCAGAUUGGCACCCGUACGCCCACGGUUGAGUAUAUCUCCUCACACCCACAGAUCCUCUUCAUGCUGCUGAAAGGGUACGAGAGUGCGGAGGUGGCUCUGAACUGUGGGGUGAUGUUAAGGGAGAGCCUGCGUCAUGAGCCCCUGGCCCGCACAAUUCUCUUCUCGGAGGACUUCUACUGCUUCUUCCGCUAUGUAGAGUUCUCCACCUUCGACAUCGCCUCAGACGCUUUCGCUUCGUUCAAGGAUCUUCUCACGAGACACAAGAUUAUGUGCGCAGAUUUUCUGGAGACCAAUUAUGACCAGGUGUUUACAGAAUAUGAGAAGCUACUGCAUUCCGAGAAUUAUGUCACCAAACGGCAGUCCCUAAAGCUCCUGGGAGAGCUUCUUCUGGACAGACACAACUUCACUGUGAUGACCAAGUACAUCAGCCGGGCUGAGAACUUGAAGCUGAUGAUGAACAUGCUGAGAGACAACAGCCGCAACAUCCAGUUUGAGGCCUUCCAUGUCUUCAAGGUGUUUGUGGCCAACCCCAACAAGACCCAGCCGGUGCUGGACAUCCUGCUGAAGAAUCAGGCCAAGCUGGUGGACUUCCUGAGCCGCUUCCAGAGAGACCGCUCCGAGGACGAGCAGUUCUGCGAUGAGAAGAUUUACCUGAUCAAGCAGAUUCGCGACCUGAAGAGGCCCACAGCACCAGAGGAGGCAUGAGGGAGAACAGCCAAGGGGACAGCAACCAGAGGAGGAAUGAGGGGACAGGCAGGGAGACAGCACCAGAGGAGGGAAUGAGGGGACAGGCAGGGAGACAGCACCAGAGGAGGAAUGAAGGGACAGGCAGGGAGACAGCACCAGAGGAGGCAUGAGGGAGACAGCACAGAGGAGGCAUGAGGGAGACAGCACCAGAGGAGGCAUGAGGGAGACAGCCAGAGGAGGCAUGAGGGAGACAGCACCAGAGGAGGCAUGAGGGAGACAGCACCAGAGGAGGCAUGAGGGAGACAGCACCAGAGGAAGGCAUGAGGGGACAGCACCAGAGGAGGCAUGAGGGAGACAGCACCAGAGGAGGCAUGAGGGAGACAGCACCAGAGGAGGCAAUGAGGGAAGACAGCACCAGAGGAGGCAUGAGGG